Molecule: messenger RNA, 2831 nt
Organism: Gasterosteus aculeatus aculeatus (three-spined stickleback)
Lineage: Eukaryota; Metazoa; Chordata; Actinopteri; Perciformes; Gasterosteidae
Gene: podxl
Product: podocalyxin-like
Biological process (GO): cell migration; positive regulation of cell-cell adhesion mediated by integrin; negative regulation of cell-cell adhesion
Cellular component (GO): microvillus membrane; apical plasma membrane
Source: RefSeq, a predicted model, not a curated record
CUAACAGCAGAACACUUUGGCUGAGCACAGCACAGCAUCAAGGCACGGUGGGAGACAAGGCAGAGACAGAGAGAGAGAGGGAGAGAGGGACGCUGAGCUACAACACUACAGCCAAGGAGACCGCGGAAACACUCCCCCCCCCCCCCCCCCCCCAAAUCCUCAAAGUGCCCCGCGGGGAAAAAAAGAAAGAAAGCGUGGAGACAAACAAAAGCAUUCUUGGCUUUCAGUUUAAGAGAAGAAGAAGAAGCAGAGAGGGGAAAAAAAGUGAAUAAUAAGUUGGGCGAGCUUGUUAACGUGACAGAGAGUGAAGGAGAAAGGCGUGACAGGACAGACUCAAGCUCAUCAUCCCUGUUCGCCUCCAGAUACGAAGGAACCGGUGGUUUUGCGCUGCAUGAAGGAUAAGAAGCAGGACGAAACAGGAUGAGAGCGACUCAGAGGAUCACAUCGUUGCUGCUGUCAGUCAGCUUCCUAUUAUUCAGCGUCAGCCUUUCCAAUGUGGACAAACAGACGACUGAGACGGCAUCUACAAAGCCAAGUAACGCCUCCACUGGACAUAAAACGGCCAAUCUAAUAAACCACACGACCUCCUCUCUUACUGCGAGGGAAAAUAUCACAUCGACUGCCCCAUCGACCACCAACCCAGCUACAACAGCUACAACAACCAUAUCAGCACCAACAACCAAAACAGCACCAACAACCGCAACAGCUAAAACAGACACAACCACAACAGCUACAACAGACACAACCACAACAGCUACAACAGACACAACCACAACAGCUACAACAGACACAACCACAACAGCUACAACAGACACAACCACAACAGCUACAACAGACACAACCACAACAGCUACAACAGACACAACCACAACAGCUACAACAGACACAACCACAACAGCUACAACAGACACAACCACAACAGCUACAACAGCCACACCAGCUGCCAACAGCGCUGUGUCAACUGGAAGCCCCAACGUCGUCGAAACACUGGCAACCUCCGUACCCGUAACAACAUCCGGGACACAAGCGAACAGCUCCCACGUGGGGACAACCGAGAACAGGUCCUCGACGGAGGCCCCUAUGGCGGUGCAACAAUCAGUGACCCACACCACCAUCCCCACCCAGACGAGCCAGGAGGGCAACGCAGGUGCCGUGAAAACAACUGUGGCAAGGGCCACAGGGGCCACUGGGACUAGGGCCACAGGGGAGACAGGGGCCACAGAGGCCACUGGGACGAGGGCUACAGGGGAGACAGGGGCCACUGGGACGAGGGCCACAGGGGAGACAGGGGCCACAGAGGCCACUGGGACGAGGGCCACAGGGGAGACAGGGACCUCAGGGACAACAGCUGACAACACAGUGACCACCCGCAACCCCUCCACCCUGACCAAGGUGGUGUCUCAUACCCCAGAGCCUUCUGUUGCCAAAGCUGGAACCACCUCCCCACAACCCCCCACCGCUGUAACCAAAAUAACCAGCAGCCACUCCGCAGGGGCAAUGACGUUUACGUAUUCUCUAAACAACGGGCACGAGAAAGAGGAGGAGAAAGAGGUAGAGAAACAUCUGGCGGAGGUGUGCAGGCAGCUGAUGGUCAAUCUACAAGAUGGCAACUGCACCCUGACAGGGCUGAACCACAACGGCAAAAUACAGUUUGACGGUGUGGAGAUCAACGGCAAAGUAAAAACCAGCCUCGCAUCCCAGUACUAUGAAGAAAUCACCAAGAAACCAACAGAUAGCAAAACCCUGAUCGCCAUCCUGGCCUCCAGCGGAGCUCUGCUGAUCAUGAUCGUCAUCCUCGCCGUUUGUGCCUCCCACCACCGCAGGCCGUACAAUGAGAACCAGCAGCACCUGACGGAGGAGCUGCACACAGUAGAGAAUGGUUACCACGACAACCCCACGCUGGAGGUGAUGGAGGUUCAGCCAGAGAUGCAGGAGAAGAAGAUGACGCUGAAUGGAGAGUUCAACGACAGCUGGAUCGUCCCCAUAGACAACCUGCUGAAGGAGGACGUGGCGGGCGAGGAGGACACACACCUGUAGAGACGAGUCGGGGAAGGAGAGGAGGUGACAAGGAGUUGAUUUGUACACUAGCACCUGUAAAUAAGUAUAAGUAAGUUGUUUUCUGCAAGCGAGGAAGAGCCAGUUGACGUUGUGGACUGUUCAGUAACAAAGACAAUGUCCACAAAGACGCAUCUUUAGGUUGAUAGAAACGAAGUGAAAGCUUUUUAAAUCACAAUGUAUGGAGGUGUACGGAAUGCCCGAGUGGACAAAUCAGAAGUAGGUUUGCUUUUGUGCUUCGUCUCGAUGCAACAGUUUGUCACAGAAUACAAACGAUGGAAAAGGCGUCCAGCUUUCUUUCUAAAAAUAGGACUUGUGCGCUCAUCUGAUGUAACCAUGACAAGUUAUCUUAAAAAUACACAUCACGCCUAGUUAUACUUCAAACACAUUCAAAAUAAAAUUGAAUUAUUAUUCAUCUUGUUUUUAAGGGGCUUCCACGGAAACUGACAAGUUUAUUUUGUUAUUAAACCAGGGCACAUCGCUGAGAUUUGGCUCAGUUUGAAUAACUGCCUUACUUUAAAAAGGUUAAUAUAUUUGUGUACCUAUAUACAAGUGAAUCAUCACCGUGGGCACUCCAAUCAUCUGAUUGAUUUUUUUGUUUUCGUCUAGUUUCACUUUUAUUAUAGCUGUGAUGUCACCAAAGUAUGUUACUAGUAUUUGUUAUGUAUUUAUGUACUGUUUGCUGCAGAAGGCAAACAACAGGGGUCUGACACACUGGAAGCUGCGUUCAUGUUCUUCUACCUGCUCACAUUUGAAAAUAAAAUGUUUUUUUCCAC